UUUUGGCCGCAAUUUCGUCCAACUAUUUGUAUGGAAAGUAUAGAAUACAUCAAAACAAACAAAUUGUGGCAAAUGUUCAACAGAUGAGACCAAACCUGUCGAUGAGAUGCGCUCACAUGAGUGAUGGCAGUGUCCUAACCAUCGAUCAGGUCUCCAGACAAUACGCUAAUUGGUUUGCAAAAGUACUCAAUUUAGACGGCAAUUAUCCCGACGGCAAUUAUAAUGUUUCGUUGGGUUCGGGUGUGGCUCUGGACCGCACCGGUUAUAUACUGACCAAUUGUCAUGUGGUGGGAGAGUCGUCGCUUUUCUACAUCGAGCGAUUCAUUGCGGACCGCAGGGGUGUAGUCGACGGCCGCGGCCUACAGGCGAACAGUAUUGGACGCGUCGUAUAUUGCUGUCCGCAGUUAGACAUCGCGGUCGUCCACUCGGAGUGCUCCGAAUUACGCGACAUUAAACCAUUAGAGUUCGCGGUCAGUGCACACGAUGGCGAACACGUGAUGUCUAUCGGAAAUCCUUUAGUUGAUUAUAGUGUAUGCGAUGGUGUGGUCAGUGCUGCCGGUCGUGGAGGCCUCGAUUGGCCCGACCCGUCAGGUUUUCGUGUAAACCACACGAAUCCCUUGUUUAUGGGUUUCUCUGGCGGUCCGUUGAUUAACAUGAGUGGACAGUUGGUUGGCAUCAAUUACGGCACAUCGAGUGAAGAGUUUCCGGACAGUUUUGCCAUCAGUACCGCAGAUUUAAAAGUUGUUUUAAACGAUAUGAAACUGUUUUUCGAGAAGAGACACACAUAUAGUGCGGAGAAAUCAUUGGGAUUAGCGCUCAGACCAAUGACCAGUGAUUUGUGGGCAACGCUUUUCGGAGCAGAUGCUGAAUGCACUAUAAAUGAAGGGCUUUUAGUUUUGAGAAAAUUAACCACAAAUUCAGUGUCGAUUCCG
Messenger RNA from Medioppia subpectinata, 932 nucleotides. The record is from the annotation of a GenBank genome assembly. NCBI's taxonomy places the organism in Eukaryota, Metazoa, Arthropoda, Arachnida, Sarcoptiformes, Oppiidae.